Messenger RNA from Dovyalis caffra, 312 nucleotides. Lineage: Eukaryota; Viridiplantae; Streptophyta; Magnoliopsida; Malpighiales; Salicaceae. The record is from the annotation of a GenBank genome assembly.
AUGUCUGGGGUGACAGGUCAGCCACAAGAGGAAGAUAAGAAGCCCAACGAUCAGUCUGCUCACAUCAACCUCAAAGUGAAGGGCCAGGAUGGAAAUGAAGUCUUUUUCAGGAUCAAAAGAAGCACACAAUUGAAGAAGCUGAUGAAUGCCUACUGUGAUCGCCAAUCCGUUGAGUUCAACUCAAUUGCCUUCUUGUUUGAUGGUCGUCGUCUUCGUGGAGAGCAAACUCCUGAUGAGCUCGACAUGGAAGAUGGGGAUGAGAUCGAUGCUAUGUUGCACCAAACUGGUGGUGCUGUGAAAGCUAAUAAUUAA